Schistocerca nitens (vagrant locust) is the source of this 381-nucleotide messenger RNA. RefSeq names its product nuclear speckle splicing regulatory protein 1-like. Bases 1 to 381 code for a protein of 126 amino acids. The record is from RefSeq and is a predicted model, not a curated record. Lineage: Eukaryota; Metazoa; Arthropoda; Insecta; Orthoptera; Acrididae. The transcript has 2 exons.
AUGUGCUAUGAAGCGACAUGGAAAAAGGAUGUGCAAAUAAAAAAGAUGAGCAAAAAAGACAUGCAAGAAAGAUAUGGAAAAAGAAAUGCGAAAAAAAUACAUACAAAGAAGAUGUAUCAAAAAUGUGUCCAAACAAAGUGCAAAAAAGAUGACAUGCAUAAAAGAUGUGGAAAAAGGAAAAAACACACCAAAAUAAAAGAAAUGCAAGGCAAGAGACUUGCAAAAAGACAUGGAAAAAUGCAAAAAAGGAAGAGAGACAGAAAAAAGAGACACAAACGCACUAUGAAAAGAAAUAAGCAAAAAAAUAAUGCAAAAAGUACAAACAAAAAAGAGACACAAAAGAAAGAAAUGCAGAAAAAUACGCAAAAACAGCAUACAUAA